UGCCCCGUCGCUCGGAUCCUUUUAGUCGCUGUCAUUCCGGGAGAAUAGACCAGCCUGCUAGUUUCUGGUCUUCUCCGCCACUUGCGCUCGCAGUGUCCGUCCUGCAUACCGGUUUAUUUAUCUCACCCGCCGCAGCUGGAUGUCGUUUCAUCCUGUUUUCCCUCUGACUUGUCAUUGAUUUCUGGUUGUUGUUCUUGUUGUUGUCGUCAGUUCUCUUCCUUUUUCUGCGUCCUUCUGUUUCUCCUCUGCUCUGCUUUGUUCUUUUUUGUCUUGCGUUUCAUCUCUCUCCUCUUUGAUUCCCUUCUUCCUUUGUUUUUCCUUUCUCAGAAGCAUUGCCGUCAUCCAUCAUCCCUGUCUCCUGUGCUGGAGCCUUGACGACACGAUAUGGCUCCCCAUCCGCAAUGCCCUGACAUCUUUGACGACGCUACUCGUGGGGAAUACAAGCAAUCUGGCUUCAGGUCCAUAAUGCUAUCCAAGGCCCACAGAAGAAACCUCUCCGCCGAUGAUGCCCCAAUUAUUCCGAGGAGCCUCUUGAAGAACAAAUACAUUCCUCCCGUUCCUUUCUUUGCGGCAGACGAGCGACGAACUAUUCCCGAGCAACGUCCGCUGGGUGAGAUAGCUCCCAAUCGCGAUUCACCUGACGGGCUGAAACAGACCAAUCAGGCUACGGAAAAGCAAGAGAGACACGGAUUACAUCAGAAGAAGAAAAGUGCCGUAUCUCUGAAAUCUCUGAGGAGCUACAUGGAUCGGGACCGUAGGGAUCACAAGCCGGAGGACAACCACGAUGACAACUCGGCGGACUGGAAACCAAAAAAGGCAAAGUCCUCGAACAGUCUGUCGGCAAUCCUUAAGCGUUCUCAGCGUUCACGGCGAGCAGACGCGUCCAAGGACGUUCGUGACAAGGAAAACAGGAGCCCUGUUGACCCAGUUGGCAAUACACCUACCUCUCCAGUCUGGCCUCAAUCCGUAGAACAACCCUUCCGGGAACACCUUGCCGGGCCUUUCACCCAAGAAAACCGGAGAACCUUAGCGGAAGAAAUGUCCAUCUAUACCCCAAAAGGCUACUCCCCGGCUCAGCAACGGAACUUUUACGAUUACUACCAGCCGUCCCUGACUAGACGCACGGAGGCUAAGCCUCGCCCCAAGUCCGAUUGUAUCUCGGGGCAUCAAAUGGUAAAGGACUUCGUGGACUCAUGCACAAAAUCAUGCCCGAUUGAACCGGCUGCUAAUCCCUCAUCUCGAGGACCGGAGAGACGUCGGAAGACGACAUCUGAAUCCCGCCCAGAGACUGAGAAUAAGCAAGACGCAAGUCCUAAGAAACAGUCCCGCGUGCAAGCCGCGAUAUCAGCAUUUAAUGCGAGGGAACAGGAGGCCGAAUUGCAGAAACGAUUGAAUUCAAAGGACAUUGAAAGUGAAUUUGAAAAGUUACUGGAUGCGAGGGACAUUCCCCAUAAUAUGAGGGACAAAAUGAGAUCCCUGGAUACGAACAUCAAAGCUGAUUUUAUCCAAAAGGGUCUGCUUGAAAACAAUACACCUCGCAGUGCGAGUCCCACUGUGUCUACAAACGGCAGCACUGGACGUCAGGGUCGCAGAAAGGAACAAAAAGAAGAUAGAGACGGCAAGAGUUCGCGAUCACGGUCGAGGAGCCGCGGCUUUUCAUUCUCUAAGGGCAGCAUGUCACCUAAGAAACGGCCGGAUUCCGUGGGAUCCCAUAAACGUCCGAAGUCUGUAGACUUGUCUCAGCCCACAGGCACUUUCAAGACCUUAAAUCCGAAUACCUCCGCAUCUUCGCUCUCCGGAACUGCUUGCAUUGAUACGGCUGCUGAUCCAUCUGAUUUCGUGCAUUAUUUGAGAGAAAUACAGAAACCGGAGAUGAUAGACGUUGGCAAAUUGCAUAAGCUUCGCAUUUUGUUGCGGAAUGAGACUGUCAGCUGGGUUGACACUUUUAUUGCAGAUGGCGGCAUGGACGAAAUAGUGCAACUGCUCUAUAGGAUUAUGAAGAUUGAGUGGAGGGAGGAGCAUGAGGACAAUUUGCUGCAUGAAACACUGCUCUGUCUAAAGGCCCUCUGUACCACAUCAAUUGCAUUGAAGCGUCUCACUGAAAUUGAAUCGGAGCUUUUCCCAGCACUACUCCGAAUGCUCUUCGAUGAGGAAAAGAAAGGACCUAGCGAGUUUACUACUCGUGGUAUCAUCAUAAAUACCUUGUUCACGUAUCUCUCUGCUGCCCCACCUGGGGCCGCAUCGGCAGCUAGGGCAGCGGGAAUUCUCUCCUAUCUGCGUGACCCCAGGCCACCAGAAGAUAAUCAGCCACUGUCGUUUAUCGCCAAUAUCUAUCAGUCACGACCGUAUCGAGUUUGGUGCAAAGAAGUAACGAAUGUGACGAAAGAGGUCUUUUGGAUUUUCCUGCACCAUUUGAACGUUAUCCCGAUCGUGAAAUCUGAUCAGGCACCCGCGGAAGGAUCUCGCAAGACCUUCCAACAACGGCACUUCCCACCUCCACGACCACCGGUUCCAGCAGCCCCUUACGUCGGUGGGGUCGAGUGGGAUGCCACCAACUAUCUGGCGGCACAUCUAGAUCUUAUGAAUGGGCUCAUCGCAUGUAUACCUACCGCUGACGAGCGCAACCAGUUGCGUUCGGAGCUUCGAGCCUCUGGGUUCGAGAAGAUGAUGGGCAGCAGUUUGCGAACAUGCAAAGAGAAAUUCUACUUUGCAGUGCACGAUUGUCUCCGAACCUGGGUGGCAGCUGCUGUGGAAGAUGGAUGGCCCUAUGCUCAUGUUCGGGAGGGGCCACCUCGAGACGAGCCCAGUUCACCAAGGAAGUCUCCAGUCAAGGCCGUCCCCGGUAGCCCUAAGAAGGGCCCAGGUAUAGUUGACGAUAAACCUCCUAAGUUGGAGCUGGCGAUUGAUGUGAAACCCAAUCGACUCUCCCAUCAAGACAAUAUUGGUAAUUGGAUUUAACAGAACCUAGCCGGUCAGCUAGGGUUGCAUUGAUGAAAAACAGUUUUGCUUUUUCUUUUCGGUUUAUUCCUUCGUUAUUACGACUACGAUUCUGAUCAUAAAGCGGCGUUGUGGACAUGCUUACUCCUUUCCGGCCCUUUCAUUCUUUUUUUUUUCACUCUUUCGUCUCCAUGAUCGCUCUUUUGGAGUUCCUGGAUAUCCAAAGGGGCUGCUUUUGGCAUUUGGGUGUUUGGUGUUUGGGGUUUCCAAUGCAUCCUCAUGAUUGAAUUGAAUGAACGGCCAUGUGAUGAAUGACUGACGAACCUGGCCCGGAUGGGAUGAUUAAUUUUCUUCUGCGUGGUCUCUUCCUGCCCUGUGUGGCAUCGAAGUAGAUCGUUUUAGUGUUUUUAUUUUUUGGUUUGGGCUAACAUGCCAUGGAUUGAAUGAAAAUCAUUCUUG
Molecule: messenger RNA, 3396 nt
Organism: Monascus purpureus
Lineage: Eukaryota; Fungi; Ascomycota; Eurotiomycetes; Eurotiales; Aspergillaceae
Source: the annotation of a GenBank genome assembly